This is a messenger RNA of Scutellospora calospora, 492 nucleotides long. Lineage: Eukaryota; Fungi; Glomeromycota; Glomeromycetes; Diversisporales; Gigasporaceae. The record is from the annotation of a GenBank genome assembly.
GAAAUUUCUUCUUCAACUUCAGAAAUAUCAUCUGUAAGCAAUACAAGUAAAAAAAAUGUGCGUGAAUUAAAAUUAGUCAUUGGGUCACAUUUUUUCUCCCCAUUGGAUUCUGCGUGUUUAUUUGCUUACUGCUCAAGAAGACGCAAAAAACAAAUUAAUGAACAAGAUGAACCACUUUUACGACACUUCAACACUAUUUAUACAAAGCAAGCCUUUCCUAUCGAAUAUUUUAAUAAUGACAUAGUUAAAUGGAAAAAUAAGAAUAUAAUGCAUACAUCAAGAACCUUAUAUUCUGAAACAAACUGGAUUAAUAUUAAUACGAGGCCUAUUUUCGCAAAUCAUAUUUUAUGCCCUAAUAAAAAUUGCCAUGGAAUAAUUAAUGUUUCUUCUGGUCAUCUCCAGUUUAGAAUAUUAAAUAAUGAUUCACUCAUUAAUAAUGAAUCAAAAAUUUCCUAUUUAUGUGUUCCUCCAGAAAAUGAGCUUUAUCCAUAG